Messenger RNA from Suillus discolor, 702 nucleotides. RefSeq names its product cornichon. Bases 107 to 520 code for a protein of 137 amino acids. NCBI's taxonomy places the organism in Eukaryota, Fungi, Basidiomycota, Agaricomycetes, Boletales, Suillaceae. The transcript is spliced from 7 exons. The record is from RefSeq and is a predicted model, not a curated record. Gene Ontology annotation, biological process: endoplasmic reticulum to Golgi vesicle-mediated transport. Gene Ontology annotation, cellular component: COPII-coated ER to Golgi transport vesicle; endoplasmic reticulum membrane.
GACAUUGUUGAGGGUUAUUCUUCCUGGUGUUCGACUUCAUCAAGUCCUAGCUGCUCAGUCAACAAGUUCUAAUUUUCAUUGCUUUACUUCAACUUUUUCUGACAAAAUGGGUGGCGCUGGCUGGUUGUUCUUGUUCUCUGUACUAAUGGCAGCUGGUUUACUCUUCACGAUGGUUUUCUUCAUAAUCAUGUUCUCAGACCUUGAAUGCGAUUAUAUCAAUCCCAUAGAUCUUUGCAACAAACUCAACCAAUUCGUUCUACCAGAAAACAUUGCACACGCAUUCCUAACAAUUCUCUUUCUCCUCUCCGGUCAAUGGUUUGCAUUCCUCCUCAACCUCCCUCUAGUCUUGUAUAACGUCAACAAGAUACGCAACAAGAACCACAUGUAUGAUGCCACAGAGAUUUUCAGAACUCUUAGCGGUCAUAAGAAAGAGAGCUUUAUGAAACUAGGCUUUUACCUUCUUUCAUUCUUCUACUAUCUCUAUCGGAUGAUCGUCGCUCUUAUCUCUGAGAGCGAAUGAUUACAGGUGGAAGCUUGAUGACGAAUACCUUUCCGGAUACUUGGGGUAAAGCCUGUGCAAGUAACGUACAAGGCGCUCGCUGUCGUUUGGUUGGCUAUCACGAUCUACUUUCUUCACUACCACUUAUUAUGCCCGAGUUCACGCUAUCUCAUGCCCAUUCCAAGCACAACAUACUUGCGUGU